UGCGGCUGCGUGCGGCCGCCCCAAGCCCGGGCGAGUUUCUCGUCCCUUCCCCGGGGCUGCCGCGAUUUCCAUUAAUAGCCAGCUGAGCGUCCCGGCUAAAAAUAACCCCGGGCCCUCUUCAUAAGGCCCCGGCGGCCGCCCCCAAGGCAGCCCCACACACGCCAUGGCCGAGCGCCGCGUCCCCUUCACCUUCCUGCGCAGCCCCAGCUGGGACCCCUUCCGCGACUGGUACCAUGGCAGCCGCCUCUUCGACCAGUCCUUCGGGAUGCCCCACAUCCCCGAGGAUUGGUACAAGUGGCCCAGCGGCAGCGCCUGGCCGGGAUAUUUCCGCCUGCUGCCCCGGGAGAGCGCCCUGAUGCCGGCGCCAGGCUCGCCCUUCGGCCAGGCGCUGAGCCGCCAGCUCAGCAGCGGCAUCUCCGAGAUCCGCCAGACCGCCGACAGCUGGAAGGUCACCUUGGACGUCAACCACUUCGCACCUGAGGAGCUGGUGGUGAAGACCAAGGAUAAUAUCGUGGAGAUAACCGGCAAACACGAGGAGAAGCAGGAUGAACACGGCUUCAUCUCCAGGUGCUUCACCCGAAAAUACACCCUUCCCCCCGGCGUCGAAGCCACGGCCGUGCGGUCCUCGCUGUCUCCCGAUGGAAUGCUGACGGUGGAGGCUCCCCUGCCCAAACCCGCCAUCCAAUCUGCCGAAAUCACCAUCCCCGUCACCGUGGAGAGCCAAGCCAAGGAGCCGGCCAAGAAGUAGGCGGCGCCGAGGAGGAGGAGACGGAGGAGGAGGAGGAGGAGAAGCCGCCACUGCCCCCCCCGCCGCCCCCAGCUGUCCCCUCACACCCCACCCCCUUUUUACUGUUGAUUUUGUACUCGCCCUGCCACUGAGUGCCUCGAAUAAAUGUGAAGGAACCGACAGAAUCAGCCGGAAUAAAAGCUGGUGAAGGAAA
Messenger RNA from Hirundo rustica (Barn swallow), 941 nucleotides. RefSeq names its product heat shock protein family B (small) member 1 (gene HSPB1). The coding region runs from base 164 to 748 and encodes 194 amino acids. Lineage: Eukaryota; Metazoa; Chordata; Aves; Passeriformes; Hirundinidae. Gene Ontology annotation, biological process: protein refolding; response to heat. Gene Ontology annotation, molecular function: protein folding chaperone. The transcript is spliced from 3 exons. The record is from RefSeq and is a predicted model, not a curated record.